Molecule: messenger RNA, 985 nt
Organism: Suricata suricatta (meerkat)
Lineage: Eukaryota; Metazoa; Chordata; Mammalia; Carnivora; Herpestidae
Product: ADAMTS-like protein 3
Exons: 5
Coding region: 7-684 (225 amino acids)
Biological process (GO): extracellular matrix organization
Cellular component (GO): extracellular matrix
Molecular function (GO): metalloendopeptidase activity
Source: RefSeq, a predicted model, not a curated record
CCCGCGAUGAGCCGGGCUUGCAACACGGAGCCCUGCCCACCCAGGUGGCACACAGGCUCCUGGGGGCCCUGCUCAGCGACCUGCGGUGUUGGGAUCCAGACCCGAGAGGUGCACUGCCUGUCCCCGGGGGAGUCCCCGGUCCCCGCCGAGGAAUGCAGGGACGACAAGCCCCAUGCUCUACAAGCCUGCAAUCAGUUUGAUUGCCCUCCUAGCUGGCAUAUUGAAGAAUGGCAACAGUGUUCCCGGACCUGCGGCGGAGGCACUCAGAACCGAAGGGUCACCUGCCGGCAGCUCUUGACCGAUGGCAGCUUCUUGAGUCUCUCGGAUGAGUUGUGCCAAGGACCCAAGGCGUCUUCUCACAAGUCCUGCGCCCGAGUAGACUGCCCUCCACAUUUGACGGUGGGAGACUGGUCCAAGUGUUCUGUCAGCUGUGGGAUCGGGACCCAGCGAAGAAAGCAGGUGUGUCAGAGGCUGACAGCCAAGGGCCGGCGCGUUCCCGUCAGCGGGACGAUGUGCGGAGACCUCCCGGGGCCCCCUCUCGUAAGAUCUUGCCAGAUGCCCGCCUGCAGUGGAAAAGCAGACCAAGCAGAGCUCAGAACUGCGCUAAGCAGCAGCCAGUGUAAGGUUGAACAUGGGAUCCAGGUCCAAGGAAAGUCAGUGCUGAGAAAUGUCCACCCAACUUGACAGACAGCGUCCGCUCUGUUUCCUCACUUGGAUUUGUACUCCCUUCUUCCUUCGCUUGACCACGAUUUCUUCUGCUUCAGUUAAUUCACGAGUAUUCCUUGUAGAAGUGAAGCCAGACUACGCUCUGGUUUCCUUCACUGAGGAUGCAUUUGGAUCCAUUCUAGGAAGAGUGGAAGAGCUAAGUAUGUUUCUUCAAGUACCUGUUCGUACAUAUACAGUGGAACCUUGGACCACGAGUAACGGGUUCUGUAAGUGUUCUGCAAGACGAGCAGACGUUUCUAAUAAAUUGUAACUUGAUCAA